CUUCUCUUCGUGUAGUUUGUGCUUCCAGGAACAGUGCAGCUGCCGGAGGGGAGUGAGGUGCACUGCCGUCGCCGCCGCCGCGAUGGACUGACAUCUGGAAACAGCUCGUUUCUGUCCGCACAGCUGCACGACUUCAUUUCUCCAACAUCUCCGGUCAAUUAUCAGGAAAUCAUUCCGUUGGAAAUUCUUCCUCAGACUGAUCCUUGGUGAAAUUUACACAAUCAUAAGAGGACCGUGAAGCCCCGGUCCUGCCCUCAUCCUCUUCCUUGUGCAAUGCCGAAGAGUGACACGUGGCCAGGCGGCGUUGCCAUGGAAUCCUUGAGCAAUAUGGACAGUGCUGGGAGCUGCGACAGUGUAAUCAGCAUGAACUCUGGCUAUAGUGAUGACAGUAUGGAGCACUUAUCUGCAGAAGAGAGGGCAUGUCUCAUGUAUCUGGAGGAAACAAUUGAGGCGCUGGAAGUACAGGAGGACAGCGGCUUAUCCAACGAUGAACCAGAUUCUGGGCACCUGGCAGAAAAAAUGAGUCUGAUGAAAGUAGAGGAUAUUUCCGGUGUCAAGUCUGAUGAAUCCGGAAGAGACCAGAAAUCAUUUCUCAUUUGUGGAGUUCCCACACCACCUGUUCACUUAUCAGCAGAGCCUGGAUCCAGAGCAUUAACCACUGAAGACAAAGCUGAGCAUCAUGCUCUGAGUCAAACCUCUGAACCACAGUCCACAGCAGCUUCUUCAUCAAUAAACCUCAUGACUCAACAAAAACCUCCAGUCCCUGAAUCAGUUACUGGCCACAAAGUCUCCUCACCAACUACUCAGACUGAGGUGUUGGGUUCAUCCACUGAUGGAUCUGGCAAUUCUCAGUGUGUCCCUACAGCUCAGUCCACUAAGGCCUCUGACAUAGAUCUGGGUCUGAUCCCCCCUCCCUCAGACUUCAUGGAUGAACCAGACCCUCUUCCACAGCCAGAGAAAGAAAAACAACUUCCUCCAUUUGCAGGGGCAUCUAAUAAUAGGCCAGCAACAUCUAUCGACUUGGAGCAGCUACACCCGAGAGCCUCUGCAAAGACAACUUCAGUGAGCACCCCUGUGACACAGGAACCUCCAAACAAGCCCUCAUCCGAAGUGCCUGCCAGUCUUAAUCCACCAGCAGUUGCCUCUGGUCCUCUAAUGAGCCCUCCCUCUGAGACAGCAGAGCCCAGAAGUCCACCUGCUGUGGCCCCUAAGCCCAAGAAGCUUCCUGCCAACAUUAUUCUGAAGUCACACAAGGCAUCGGUGCCGGGCUCUGAUGGCAACUUGGUUCAUUCGGUCCCCGCUAGCAGUGACCGACAGUUGUUGGACCCUCAGAGAGUCCGCAUUGAGGCCCUCCGAAAGCUUGGCUUGCUUAAAAGUGAUGACACAGAAUCAGGCCCCACCCUGAGCCCCAAACUUUCACCCAAAACUCGAAAGUCAUGGGCAUCUCCUCCUUCUCCAAUCAGCCCAGCAGCUUCACAUACACCACCCUUAACACCAUCUUACACCCAUGUGAACAGCACACCACCUGCCUCUGUCCCUGCACCAUCAGCUACUCCUGCAGCUCCUGAUAUUCUUCCAGCACCUGCUGCUUUCAGUGAUGGACGUCCCUCAUCAGAUACUGAAAUGAUGGCUGUCAAAGAUGUUUUAAAGGCCACAGUUAAUGCACAGGCGAAGACCCCUCCUCAGACCCCUCCUGCUCUGGUCAAACAGCUAACCCCACCUAGGAAAACUGGUGUCAAAUCAGCCACCUUGGAGCGUUCUGGUCUGGGUCUAAGCAGCUAUAUCGCUACUCAAGGAUCCAUCGAGUCCGAUCAGGGCGUCAGCGGUGCGCAGAGCCUCAGUCAGCUGCGUAACAAUCGGCCGCGCCCUGCCUCUUUGGGGAGUAGGAAAGAGUUCUCAAGUGAUCACGGAGAGGGUGUGCAGGCGGGCCAUCCCACCAGCAAAGACCCGGAGUCACGGAUGUCCCUGCCUGCCCGCACUGUCUUCCAGCACUCCGGAGACUCUCAGAAGCUGCCUCGAUCGCAAGGUAUCAGUGUGCUGAUCUGCCCUCGUGCAGAAAAUGGAGAGAACCGCCGCGAGGCUCUGAAGAAACUAGGACUGCUCAGGGACUGAGGCAAAUCUUCCAACUAUAUUUAAAGAAACAUACCACAUUGAUUGAUGAAGACAUUACAAAACUUUCGGGAAGCAGCUUAGCAACAUAUUUAUGCAUUUUCAUUUUAACUGCAUUAAGCUAUUAUAACCAGAGACUGCCUCACAUGGAUGUCAUGCCGACACUUGCAUCUAUUUGUUACUUGUACAGCCAUAUAUACAGUGUUGUAUUUCUCAUAAAACUACUAACUCUCUGA
Thunnus maccoyii (southern bluefin tuna) is the source of this 2345-nucleotide messenger RNA. RefSeq names its product specifically androgen-regulated gene protein. The record is from RefSeq and is a predicted model, not a curated record. NCBI's taxonomy places the organism in Eukaryota, Metazoa, Chordata, Actinopteri, Scombriformes, Scombridae. The transcript is spliced from 4 exons. The coding region runs from base 274 to 2112 and encodes 612 amino acids.